AUUAGAAAAGAACAAAGUAAAACUAAUAACGACUGAACAUCUACUAAAUCACCCAGCAGCAGCAGCAGUAGUAAAUAAGUAAUUCCAAUCGACAAAAAUGGUUAGUAAUGGCACAAGUUCAUUCUAAUGCACUGGAAGCACUCCAGUUGAGAUAUUUUUCUAUCUCCUGUCCGUUCAAAGACUGUUCCAUGGUCUACAGUCACUAUUAUCGCCGUGCUUCACCCUCCGCCAAGUCGCGAUGUUGAGCGACCAUUAGUGGCCUGCUUGUGAGCCAGAUCCACGGCUGCUCGUGCAAGAGAGGCCAGAUCCAUGGCCGCUCGUGGUAGGGAGACCGGAUCUGCCACAUCCUCGAGUACUUCUACCUCACCGGCGCCGUCGUGCUAUGACGUACAUGGGGAAUCCAGCUGUCUAGGAAGAAGGCAAGCUAGGGUUCUUUGAUUGACAAGCAUCCGCAAGUCAGCGAGCCACCCACGGAGAAGUGAUUGGUUCGAGAGCCUAGUGGAGUGUGGAGAAGAGUUCUGAUCCAAGUUCUGCUUCACAGGAUUCAAAGGCUCAGAUCAGUGCAACUCACACCUAAUAAUUGGGAUCCUUCAGCUACAUGCAGGAGCAGUACAACAAGGUUCAGAAUAGAUUUUUCCUUUGAUAUGAAUUGCAAAUACAAUGGCAACUUGCACGUGAAGAAGGUGUAUCUUUGUCCUUUUUAAUGCCUGUUCAAGAUCUCAAGAACACCUUACACCUUGUUUAGUUCACCCCAAAAUCCAAAAACUUUUCAAGAUUUCCUUGACAGCAUAUGCAGACCAUCAGUGCUUCCUGACAGCUGCAUGAACAGAGUGGACUUUGCUUGCCCUGUUGUAUGAGCUAGGCCUGCUUAUAAGUGCUACCGGAUUUAGUACAACCAUCAGUGCUUCCUGAGCCUGUGGCCUCUCACUAUACGCUGAAGCUUGUCACAGCUAACAGAACAAACAUGGGAGUGGCAGUGAAAGCCUCCAUAGCUCUUCAUCUCCUCCCUAUCCUCCUCCUCACUGCCACCAAUGAUGCAGCCACGUUCACCAUCACCAACAAUUGCAGCUUCACCGUGUGGCCAGCUGCCACGCCAGUUGGUGGUGGCACACAGCUCAACCCUGGGCAGACAUGGACCCUCAACGUGCCCGCCGGCACCUCUGCCGGGCGCUUGUGGGGGCGCACCGGCUGCUCCUUUAGAGGCGGCAGCGGGAGAUGUCAAACAGGCAAUUGCGGUGGCGUGCUUUCCUGCAAGCUGAGCCCUCAGCCACCCGUUACGCUUGCAGAGUUCACGGUCAAUAGCGGAACGUCUGAUUUCUUUGAUAUCUCCGUCAUCGAUGGCUUCAACCUACCUAUGGACUUCAUGGGAGGGGCAGGGUGCAGCAAGGGGCCACGCUGCCUGGGCAACUCUACAUCGCAGUGCUCGGAUGCAUACACCAAUCCCAGUGAUGAUAAUAAAACAUUCACUUGUCCAGCGGGGACCGACUACCAGCUCGUUUUCUGCCCCUCGGUUGAUCUAAGACCUACACCAGUAACUGUAAGUCCUCAACCAGCACCUUCUCCUGCAACUGUAAUCCAGAUAGCACCACCAUCGCCAUCACUUGUGCUAUCACCUCGUGGGGCAACAACAGCAAGAUCAUCCUCAGCAAACCAAGUUGUUGUGAUUCUAGCUACGGUAGGUGGCUUUAUCUUUCUAGUGAUCCUUUUCAUUGCCAUUUUCUUCAUGUGUAAACGAAGAACCAGACAUCAGGAGAUGGAGGAAAUGGAAGAGUUUGAGGACCUACAAGGAACACCAAUGAGAUUCACAUUUCGACAGUUAAAAGUAGCAACUGAGGAUUUCAGAGACAAGCUAGGGGAAGGAGGAUUUGGGACUGUUUACAGGGGGCAGUUCGGUGAGGACAUAAUUGCAGUGAAACAUUUGGAUCGAACUGGUCAAGGAAAAAGAGAAUUUCUGGCAGAGGUGCAGACAAUUGGUGGCAUUCACCAUAUCAAUCUGGUGAGGCUCAUUGGUUUCUGUGCAGAGAGAUCACACAGGCUCUUGGUUUAUGAAUUUAUGCCUAAAGGAUCCUUGGACAAGUGGAUCUACAACCGACAAGGGAAUAACACUACUCUUCUGGACUGGAGAACACGUUGCAAGAUUAUUACUCACAUAGCUAAGGGGCUCUGUUAUCUUCAUGAGGAGUGCACAAAGAGAAUUGCUCACUUGGAUGUCAAACCACAAAAUAUCCUGCUAGAUGACAGCUUUAAUGCUAAACUUUCUGACUUUGGACUGUGCAAGCUCAUCGAUAGGGAUACGAGCCAAGUGAUUACCAGAAUGAGAGGCACACCUGGGUAUUUGGCUCCUGAAUGGCUGACGUCACAAAUCACGGAGAAGGCUGAUAUAUAUAGCUUUGGUAUUGUGGUCAUGGAAAUCAUCAGCGGAAGAAAGAACUUAGACACCUCCAGAUCUGAAGAGAGCACACAUCUCAUUACCUUAUUGGAAGAAAGGGUGAAGAAUGGUCAGUUAGCAGAGUUGAUAGACAAGCAUAAUAAUGAUAUGCAAGUACACAAGCAAGAAGUAAUACAAGUGAUGAAGCUCGCAAUGUGGUGUUUGCAGAUUGAUUGCAAAAGACGCCCUCAGAUGUCCGAUGUUGUCAAGGUCAUGGAUGGUACCAUGGAUGUGGAAACCAACAUAGAUCAUAACUUUGUUGCAAGAAGUCGAACAAUCUUUGGUGUUGCUGGUAAUGCAGCCUCCUCAUCUCCAUAUCUUGCCUCAGAUGUAUCAGGGCCAAGGUGAAAAUAGCAAAUACCACAGGCACAAAGACAGAUUUUUUUUCUUAGCAAUUUGCAAUGUACCAAACAUGAUCUAAUUAGAAAGUGUAUUCAAUUUAGUUGAUGCAUGUAGACGAUCUGUUUA
Messenger RNA from Sorghum bicolor (sorghum), 2896 nucleotides. Its product is annotated as G-type lectin S-receptor-like serine/threonine-protein kinase SD2-5. The record is from RefSeq and is a predicted model, not a curated record. NCBI's taxonomy places the organism in Eukaryota, Viridiplantae, Streptophyta, Magnoliopsida, Poales, Poaceae. Gene Ontology annotation, biological process: protein phosphorylation. The transcript has 7 exons. Gene Ontology annotation, molecular function: ATP binding; protein kinase activity. Bases 965 to 2776 code for a protein of 603 amino acids.